CUCCGCCCAGCCGCCGCCGCCACCGCCUUUCUUCCCCUGCUUUCCCUUCCGCUCGGCUCGGCCCCGGCCUCCUGGGCUCGGGCCCCUGCUCGUGCCCAGCAGCCCCGCCGGGCCUCCCGGGCCCUCGAACUCUCUCGGGCUCGGCCGCAGCCGAGAGGAAGAGGGGCGAUCGGGAGUCGCCGGAACAUGGCGGCGGCCGGGCCAGAGCGUGAGGAGGAGGUGGUGGUGGCGGCGGCGGUAGAGGCUGCAGGGGAGCCCGAGGAGCCGGGGCUAGUUCCCGCGGCAGCCCCAGAGCCCCUGCCGCCCGGGGCCUCCACCGCGGCCGAGGAGCUCGCGCAGCCCCCGGAGCCCCCCGAGCCCCUGGGCGCCGCCGAGGUGGCGCGGAGGCUGCAGAGGACGCGGCGGGAGCUGAGCAACCGCAGGAAGGUGUUGCUGCGGAACCUGCCGCCAGACACGCACAGCCAGGAAGUUCAUGAUUUGCUGAAAGACUAUGAGCUGAAGUAUUGUUAUGUGGACAGAAACAAAAGAACAGCCUUUGUUACCUUACUGGAUGGGGAACAAGCCCAAAAUGCCAUCCAGACGUUUCACCAGUAUUCUCUUCGGGGGAAAGAGAUCACUGUCCAGCUCCAGCCCACGGAUGCUUUGCUCUGCAUCACCAACCUGCCGCCCUCUUUCACGAUAGAAGAAUUCGAGGAACUGGUCCGGACAUUCGGCAAUAUCGAGAGGUGCUUUUUGGUCUACAAUGAAACCACCGGCCAUUCGAAGGGCUACGGAUUUGUGGAGUACAUGAAAAAAGACUCUGCGGCUAAGGCGAGGUCGGAACUGUUGGGUAAACAGUUAGGAAGCUUCAUUCUCUUUGCACAGUGGAUGGAUGUGAAUCAGCUGGCCACCGAUCUCAUUCAUUCUAAGUGCCUAUGCGUCGAUAAACUCCCCAGGGACCUCACGGACUCCCAAGAGCUCUUGCAAAUUUUCUCCUUUAGUCAUAAGCCUGUGUUUGGUCAGUUGGCACAGGAUGAAGGGAGCUAUGCGGACGGUUUUGCGGUAGUUGAAUAUGACAGCCCAGAACAUGCCGAGGACGUGCAGCAGGCAGCUGAUGGGAUGACGAUCAAGGGAAGCCAAGUCCAGGUGUCCUUCUGUGCCCCCGGAGCCUCUGGACGAAGCACUUUGGCAGCCCUGAUCGCUGCCCAAAGAAUGAUGCGCAAUAAUCGAAAGGGUUUACUUCCAGAGCCAAAUCCGAUACAGAUUAUGAAGAGUUUAAACAACCCCGCCAUGUUGCAGAUUUUGCUGCAGCCACAGUUACAAGGACCUGCUGCAGUUCUUGGAGCCCCUCACAGUUUGCCUCAUCUGGUGAACCCAUCCAUCACCCCCGCGAUUUUGCAGUUGAACAAAAUACACCAGCAGAACUCAGUUCUGAGCAAUGCCUCUCGUUUGUUGCUUCAGAAUCUCUCUUACUUACACCUGGCCCAGCAGCAGCUGAUGAAGAUAGAGAACAUCCAGACGAACAGUAAGCCCGGAUUACUGGGGGAGCCCCCUGCCAUGGUCCUUCCAACGGCCCUUGGAGCAGGGGCAGCACCGCCACUGAAGUCGGAGUUGGGACUCCGGGGAGAGGAACAUAAAACCGCCGCCGGGCUCUUGCCGUUCUUCCCAAAUCAGCACGUGGUGGGCCCAAGCCAUCCUCAGGACAAGCCAUCCGCCGCGCUGGGAUCAGCAGAAGGAGCCGCCUCGGGGCUGCAGACAUACCUUCCGGGCUUCACAAAUCCUCCGGCCGGAGGCUCGGCGCCGGGUCAGCCCAGACAGGCGAGCCAGCCCAAAGCCAGCGAAGCGAGUUCAGGGACAGUCUCUAAGAAUCAGACUUCACUCUUGGGGGAACCACCGAAAGAGAUCCGGCUCAGCACCAAUCCGUACUUGAACUUGGCGAGCGUGUUGCCUGGGGUCUGUUUGCCAGCCCCAGUUGGAAGUAAAACCAUGAGUGCUCUACCCCAGACUGGAAUCACGAGCAACAUACUGGAUGCCAUCUCUCAGGGAACCUCAUCACAACAUGCAUUGGAAAAUUACAUUAAUUAUUCUCAGCAGUUUGGUGAUUAUUCACAGGUGUCAUCCCCUUUAAGAAAUGAAAAGAGAGGCUCCACAUACCUCAUUUCUGCCCCUGAAGGGAGCUCGGGGGAAUUGGUUGACCAACAUUCUCAGGGCACAGGAGGGUAUUAUGCAGAAUCCUGCUUAAAGAAGAAACGCGUCUACUGAGGUUCCCUCCAUUGGUCGAUCUUCCCUUCUGCUCCACGUAGCUCAUUUCCAGGACCUCUGCUGUUCAUCGCUGCCUUAAAGUCGGCCAGACUAGCCAUCUCCCUGAAAAACGGACCACCGUUCCCAGGAGGAACAGUGAGUGCUUCGCAGACGGCAGAUUUGCCAAAUGAAAAAUAAGAAGCAAUAAUUUUAAAAAAGAAGACAUCCACUGAGACCCAUUUCCCGCUAGUAUUAGAUGCGUCCUAAGUAGCGUGUUACACUUCUCAUAGGUGGCUGAGCUUAACAACGUUUCUUACUUUCUGACUGCAAAAACCAAUGUUCCCAUUCUGGUUUGGAUCCAGUCUCUAAUCAUCUAAAGCAAUAAAGAGGAAGCUCUUGUUUCCUGAGCCUUAGAAGGGUGGGUCUAAUGACAGGUCGAUUAUUUUCCCCUUUUCUUUUCCCCUUGAAGCCAGUGUGCUUUCCAACGUGUUUUUGCUAGUUAGUUACCUUUGUAGGUAUGAGAUAUCACAACGUAGCAGGAAAAGCUCUAGAGUCCAAAGACCUGAGUUCAAGUCUCAGCUACUUACUGUUACUUACCAUUUGGUUGACUUUCGGCACACAUAACUCUCCAAGCCCUAAUUUCCUCAUCUAUAAAAGAUUAAAAGUAGAUAGAUAAAAAUCUAUCCCUGACCUUUAAGGUUUCUUUGAGCUCCAAGUGUAUGAUCCUCUGAGCUUUGCUCAGAGGCAUAAGAAUGCAUGCUCCAAGCAGCAGCCAUGAGCUGGUUGCAAGAAAGCCUUCUGUGCAAAAUGAAAAGUCUGGCACCCAAUCACCUCUGCAGUCCAAAAUCCAUUUGGAGACGUACUGAUAGUUGGAUUGUUUGGUAGAAGAUGGCGGCUACCCAUAGCUUUAUUUCCUUGGUAGCUAUUUUCCUUUGACAGUAUGAGGAUUAUUUUGCAUUUCCCACAUCACUUUAUUUUUUACUUACACGUGUGCAAAACAACUAAAUAGACUAGAAUCAUUUUUCUUUCUUCACUGUAACUCAUUUUAGGAUGUUGUCGCCACUUCUUUUGGCUUGGGUAAUCAAGUCCUCAUUAAGAGGGCGCCAUCUUGGAUUUAAAUAGCCCUGAGCAGCCUGGGGGGAGGCUUGCAGUGGCCAGUGGCCAGGAGUUUCCCUGCCCCUUAAAGAGCAUUGCUGUUCACCACAGACUGUGGUUGGCAGAGGGUGCGAGGUUCUACCCCCAGCUUCCUAACAGAGAACAGAGGCCACGAGGCCAUUCAUUCCCUCACCCCAGUGACAUUUGGAGGGCCAUCAUCUUCAUUCUUCCAAAGCAGUUCCUUUCCUUCCUGUUGAUGAACUAAGCUAGCAUUUAGCAGACCUUCAGACACUAUCCAAAAGCUAGUUCUUCUUCUCCUGAAGGAGUCUAAUGUGCUACCAGUAUUUAUUACCUCUUUGGUCUUAAGGAUCAAAGGAGAUAUUUCUAAAGCGCUUAGCACAGUGCUUGGCACAUAGUAGGCGCUUAAUAAAUGCUUGUUUCCCCUCCCUCCCCCUCCAAUAUGUCUCCACCUUGAUUAACACUCUUCAGGACAAAUCCUGAGCUGUCCAGUACACUGGAAGUAUGGCGGGAAGUGCCUGCAAUCUACCAACUUUCCAAAUGGGUUACUUUCAAAUGGUGUAACUGAGAAAACAGACAGACAUUGGGUUUGAAGGGUUCUAGUCUUUGGUGAGAGAGAAUGAAAGGUGUCCUUGGCCAUCAGUAAGACCGAUGAUGUUUGAGACUUGAGAAAAACGUGCCCUGCUUUCAUGAUGUCCUAUAUAUGCUUGUGUAUUCUGUAGAGAAUUUUAAUUUGCUUAACUUCCUGCCUAGCCCUUCUGUUCUCGAUCGUUAUCUCUUUAAUUCCAGCAUGCAGCCAAGUGCUUUGCACACAGUAGGCACUCAGUGCUUGUCGAUUGAUUGGACAUUUUGAGAAUUAAACCCGGGGGUAGUGACAGAGCACUUUCUAAGAACUCUUCAACUUGCAGCUGAUUUUCCAAGUGACAGACUGGGAUUAGAUUCAUGAUUUCAUUGAUAAAGGGAAUUCCCAAAGAGGAAACGUCCUCUCCCAGCACCUAUGGCUGCAGGCUCAGCGCUGUGCCCAGGGUGGGUGCCCUGACAAGGAUGAUGGGCAGAGGACCCCGAGCACCAGGCAUCCUGACGCUGAGGCUCGUCUGCCAUCAACCCCAUCAUGCUUCCAGUCGCCUGUAGCCGUACACCCAGUGAUCAUUCAGCAACUAGCUCAUGAUGGGUCUGCGCCCCAUGCUCUCCCUCCUCCUGUCCCUACCUCCCCCUUGAAUGUUUAGGGUCCAGUAGCCCCUCUCGAGAUAGGCGAACGGGAAAGCAAGGAAGGCAAACUUCCAAAUCAGGGCUGUACCCGGCAGCCACCCAGAUCCAUAAGAGUUUGUCUUUGGAGUGGGCUGAAGCCCUAGUCUAAAACUCUUCAUAGUUGGGGUUCCUGAGAAUUUUUUAUCCAGGCUCUUCCUAUUGCUUGCUCCCACUAUAAUCAGGCCCAUUAUUGGGGGGAAGUGGGGGAAACCGUGAAAAUUCUGUAUGAUAGUUAUUUUUCUAUGUAAUCGAACUAAAAUGCUCUGUUCAUCUAAUUCUUCAUAUUAAAAAGACACGUGCAUGUCGA
Monodelphis domestica (gray short-tailed opossum) is the source of this 4888-nucleotide messenger RNA. RefSeq names its product ribonucleoprotein, PTB binding 2 (gene RAVER2). Gene Ontology annotation, cellular component: nucleus. Gene Ontology annotation, molecular function: mRNA binding. NCBI's taxonomy places the organism in Eukaryota, Metazoa, Chordata, Mammalia, Didelphimorphia, Didelphidae. The record is from RefSeq and is a predicted model, not a curated record.